Molecule: messenger RNA, 2916 nt
Organism: Eimeria acervulina
Lineage: Eukaryota; Apicomplexa; Conoidasida; Eucoccidiorida; Eimeriidae
Product: heat shock protein, putative
Exons: 15
Coding region: 1-2916 (971 amino acids)
Biological process (GO): cellular response to heat
Cellular component (GO): cytoplasm
Molecular function (GO): ATP binding; ATP hydrolysis activity
Source: RefSeq, a predicted model, not a curated record
AUGGGGUGUGGGGCGGGGGAGUGGAGGCGCGAGGCGCGGCAGCUGCUGCUGCUGCUGCUGUUGCUGCUGCCUUUGCUGCUGCUGCUGUUGCUGCAGCAAGGGGCCCUUGGUGUAGCACAAGAUAACUCAGGGCCUUUCUUUGGGUUUAUUGGGUUCUCUGGAGGGGGUCUCCGCAGUUUUCUUUCACGUAGUUCUCCUCGCAACCGCAGCAGCAGCAGCAGCAGCAGCAGCAGCAGCAGCAACAGCGGGCACAGCAGCAAGAUCAGCAGCAGCGAGUUUGGAGGUGUUAACAGCCUUAAUCCUGCUGCUUCUUCUGCUGCUGCUGCUGAGGGGCGUUUAUCUGCUGCUGCAGUCCCCUUUUCUUUUGAACUGUCUCCUCUGUCUCCUUCAUCUUGUUCUGAGUGUCUGUGGGGGGGGUUUGGACGGCGCGAAUCAGCAGCAGCAGCAACAGGCACUUCGCUGCAUGCAGCAGCAGAUGAUGGGUUGGUCUUAGAUGCAAAUGAUUAUACAGAGAAGGCCUGGGAGGCAAUGUCUGCACUCGGCUCUAUAGCUGAUAAACACGAGUCUGCGUAUGUUGAAGCAGAGAUGCUGCUUCUAGCUCUGCUGCAGGACGGGCCUGAGGGGCUAGCGCAGCGGGUGCUGACGCGCGCUGGUGUGUCUGUGGAGCCGCUGCAGCAGGAGCUGCAGAGACACCUGGAGAGACAGCCGCGCAUGGCUUUAGGGUUUGGAGAUCAGAAGGUCUUAGGCAGGGGUCUGCAGCAGGUCUUAGCCUCAGCACAACGCUUCAAAAGAGAAUUCAGAGAUGAGUAUCUGUCGGUGGAGCAUCUGCUGCUCGGGUUAGCAGCAGAGGAGUCGCGCUUCCUGCGCCCAGCGCUGCAGCGGCAGGGGGUCUCCUUCAGCAAAAUCAAAGAAGCAGUAACAGAAGUGCGAGGCAAGAAAAGAGUAAACAGCAAGAACCCAGAAUUGGCAUACGAGGCGUUGGAUCGGUAUUCAAAGGAUUUAACAGCUGAGGCUCGUGGGGGUAAGCUAGACCCUGUGAUAGGUAGAGAUGAUGAAAUAAGGCGUUUAAUUCAAAUAUUAUCAAGACGAACAAAGAACAACCCGAUAUUAUUAGGAGACCCAGGGGUAGGAAAGACAGCAAUUGUUGAGGGCCUCGCUCAAAGGAUCGUCUCCGAGCGUCUGAAGGCAGUGUUGAAAGAAGUAGAGGACGCAGAAGGAGGCGUCGUUUUGUUCAUCGACGAAAUCCACACAGUCGUCGGCGCAGGCGCAUCUACUGAAGGCGCAAUGGAUGCAGGAAAUCUACUUAAGCCUCUGCUCGCCCGCGGUGAACUCCGCUGUAUCGGCGCCACCACAACUCAGGAGUACAGACAGCACAUUGAAAAGGAUAAGGCUCUUGAGCGUCGUUUCCAGAGGGUCUUAAUAGAAGAGCCGCAAGAAGAAGCAACAGUUAGUAUAUUAAGGGGGCUUAAAGAAAGAUACGAAGUUCACCAUGGUGUGCGUAUUUUAGACUCUGCACUCGUUGAGGCUGCUCACCUCGCCAAUCGAUAUAUCACGGAUCGUUAUUUACCGGAUAAGGCAAUAGAUCUGGUGGAUGAGGCUGCAGCAAGAUUAAAGAUACAAGUUAGCAGCAAGCCUAUCCAGCUAGAUAGGCUAGAUAGGCUGCUGCUGCAGCUUGAGAUGGAGCGCAUCUCUAUUCUAGGAGACAGCAAAACACGCAGUCUUGAUGAAGCAGAGAAACUUCGUCUUCGAGCGGUGGAGUCGCAGAUAGAGCGUCUGCAAGCGCAGCAGGCAACUCUAACAGAUGCAUGGACAAAGGAAAAGGCACAAGUGGAUGCAAUCAGAGCAAUUAAAGAAAGAAUAGAUGUCGUGAAGGUGGAGGUAGAAAGAGCAGAGAGAGACUUUGACUUAAAUAGAGCAGCAGAACUCCGAUUCGAAACGCUACCAGAUCUAGAGAGGCAGUUGCAGGAGGCUGAGUCUGAGUACAAAGCAGCGCAUGCAGAGGGAAAGCGUCUGCUUCGUGAUGAGGUAACAGCAGCAGAUGUUGCUGGGGUUGUCUCUGUUUGGACGGGUAUCCCCUUAAACCGAUUAAAGGAGACAGAAAGAGAGAAGCUCUUACACCUCGAAGACAGACUUCAUCAACGCGUUGUGGGCCAAGACAGAGCGGUGCGGGCUGUAUCAUCAGCAAUUCAGCGCUCUCGUGCAGGCAUCAACGACCCUAAGAGGCCUCUCUCAUCUCUUUUCUUUUUAGGGCCGACCGGGGUAGGGAAGACGGAGCUCUGUAAAGCAUUAGCUGAAGCUCUCUUUGCUUCAGGUGAAUACACUCAAACUCUCUGCCUCACUUACUAUGAUGAUAGACACUCCGGGAAGGCGCUGCAGGCUGUUCGAGAUACACUGAGGCCUGAGUUCUACAAUAGAAUUGAUGAAUUUGUUGUCUUUGACCCCCUUACUAAACAACAAAUAAAAGAAGUCAUCCGCUUAGAGAUGGAGAAACUCGCAGAUAGACUCAUGGAGAAGAAAAUUAAAGUUAAAAUUGAAGACUCAGCCUUAGUGCACAUGGCGGAGACAGGCUACGACCCUGCCUUUGGCGCUCGGCCUCUUAAACGCUUAAUUCAGCAGCAAGUAGAGACAAAGAUUGCAGAGUUAGUGCUGCGGGGAGACUUAGAGGAAGGAGACACUGCAACGAUUAAAAGUAAAAACAACUGUCUCCUUUUUGCUGUUCACUCGCAUGCAACAGGAAAGACUACAGAAUAUCCUGCAGCCCAAGCGCACACCCCUGCUAAACCAGCAGCAGAAGCAGCAGCAGCAGAAGAGUCUCCUGCUGCUGCAGCAGAGACAGCAUCAACAGAGUCUCCUCCUGCUGCAGCAGAGACGCUUCAGGGCGAACAGCAGCCCCUGGAAACUGUUAAGGAGAAGUAG